Messenger RNA from Epithele typhae, 1041 nucleotides. Its product is annotated as NAD-P-binding protein. The record is from RefSeq and is a predicted model, not a curated record. Bases 1 to 1041 code for a protein of 346 amino acids. The transcript has 11 exons. Gene Ontology annotation, molecular function: oxidoreductase activity, acting on the CH-CH group of donors, NAD or NADP as acceptor. Lineage: Eukaryota; Fungi; Basidiomycota; Agaricomycetes; Polyporales; Epitheliaceae.
AUGUCUCCCAUCUGCAAUGCCCGUGUGUUGUUCAAGGAAUUCCCGGGAUCAGAUUAUCCGGUCGUUGAUCAACAUCUCGCGUACGACGACUCGCAGACCGUAGAUCCUGUAACCGACCCUCUCGAUGGAGGUUUCCUGGUGAAGGUCUUGUAUCUCUCCGUAGACCCUUAUCUCCGGCGACGAAUGACGCCAGGUGGGGCCCCUGAAGAGUCUAUUCAACCUUUUGCUAUCAACGAGCCCCUCGUCAAUUAUGGCGUCGGCGUUGUUUUGCGGUCUGAACACGCCAAAAUCAAAGCAGGAAGCCAUCUGGUAGGAUUUUUGCCAUUCCAAGAAUACGUGAUCCUUCCAAACGACGACGGGAUCACUCUCCUCGACUCGAAGCCUGACGGCAUUUCGUGGUCUGCAUAUAUUGGCGUGCUCGGGAUGCCGGGAUUGACGGCAUACUCCGGGUGGAAUGAGUUCUCGCGAGCAAAACCGGGAGAAACCGUGUUUGUCACCGCCGCAUCCGGUGCUGUUGGGGCAGUGGUCGUGCAGCUAGCUAAGCUAUCAGGGUGCAAGGUGAUCGCGUCUGCUGGGUCCGAAGACAAGGUUGAAUACGCGCGGACCAUCGGUGCCGACGUCGCAUUCAACUGGAAGAAGGAUAACACCCGUGAGAUUCUCAAGCGAGAGGGCCCUAUCAACAUCUGCUGGGACAACGUCGGCGGAGAGUCCCUCGAAGCCGCACUGGACGCCGCGGCGUCCCACGCGCGUUUCAUCAUCUGCGGCAGCGCCUCGAACUACAACACCGGCACCCCGUACAACGUCAAGAACCUGCAGCUGCUCAUCUGGAAGGAGAUCCACUUUUACGGUUUCCUGUACUUGUCGCUCCAGCCCAAGCACGGACCCGCGUUCCUGCGCGACAUGCCGCGGCACGUUGCAGCCGGGGAAGUCAAGUUCAAGGAGCACCUCACGCGUGGGCUCGCGCGCGCGGGUGACGCGUUGCUUGAUGUGCUCAGGGGUGGGAACUUCGGAAAGAGUGUCAUCGUGGUCGCGGAGGAGUGA